AUGGCAGCUAAUGAUUAUCACGGUUACCUGCGGAACCAUAUGGACAUGGGGCACGGCGGGGAGUCGCGCUUUCAGCCGACACACAACGCCCACAGGCCGCUUAUUUUCGGCACGCUGGCCGUCAUAGGACUGCUGCAGGUCGCUUCCAGCGUCACCAUGUUAUUACACCUGACCGGCUAUCUGCGCGAGGUUGACCUGUCUUCAGCUAAGCCUGUAGAGGAAGUUCAUCCUGAACCAGUCAUCGCUGAUGCGCUUAGAGACGUCAAGAGAAAAGAGAGAUUCAGAAAAAAGGAUCAAACACCGGCUGCUCAUCUUUCCGUCAAGGUCCCCAUCGACUUUUCAAGCACCAACCCCGUUGUGUUGGCCACUAUGCACUGGGAUCCGCUUCGAGGCGCGCUGAUGAAGAUCAAAUACCACGACGGACGGCUCGUCGUGGAAGAGCAAGGGCUGUACUACGUGUAUGCCAAGACGUGCUUUCGUUACGCCCACGAUCACGCCACGAAGAUACAGGACGUGAGCAACGUCCAGCUCAUUCAGUAUAUUUGCCACGAGAUGCACACCCAGACCAAAAUCAAACCUAUACGGUUUUCAAAGAGUGGAGGAACGUUGCAGUGGAAUAAUACCAGCUACAACAUGUACUGUGUCGAGCAGGGAAGGACUGUCCGGUUAAGUCAAAGCGACGGCCUUUUCGUCAACGUGUCCAACUCGUGGCUGUUGGAUCCAGACCCAGAAGGGACAUAUUUCGGUGCUUUUAAAGUGAGCAACUGACUUGUGUGUAUUUUUG
Molecule: messenger RNA, 784 nt
Organism: Trichomycterus rosablanca
Lineage: Eukaryota; Metazoa; Chordata; Actinopteri; Siluriformes; Trichomycteridae
Gene: tnfsf11
Product: TNF superfamily member 11
Exons: 4
Coding region: 1-768 (255 amino acids)
Biological process (GO): immune response
Cellular component (GO): membrane
Molecular function (GO): tumor necrosis factor receptor binding
Source: RefSeq, a predicted model, not a curated record